Messenger RNA from Plasmodium malariae, 2844 nucleotides. Its product is annotated as merozoite surface protein 3, putative. Bases 1 to 2844 code for a protein of 947 amino acids. NCBI's taxonomy places the organism in Eukaryota, Apicomplexa, Aconoidasida, Haemosporida, Plasmodiidae. The record is from RefSeq and is a predicted model, not a curated record. The transcript has a single exon.
AUGUGUAAAGCGUUGCACGUCUUCUUUUACUUAUUUUUCAUAAAUUUGUACAUAUUUGAAAUCAAUGGGAAACUUAGAAAAGAAAAUAAAAAGGUAAAGAUGGAGAAUAUAGAAAAAGUAGAUAAUAUAGACGAGGUAAAACACAAUUUAAGAAAUAAUUUUUCAGCAAAAAAUGUUUUUUUAAAAGAUGAAAUAAGUGGUACUGAUUCGGAAUCAACACAAAAAUUAUCUGAAGGACCAACUCCUCCAGACACUGUUUUAGAAAAAGGGAAUAAUUCUAAUCAAGGAAAAGAUAAUAAAGAAGAAAGUUUAGCAAAUCCAGGUCCUAAAGGGGAUGAAGAGGAAAAAGGACGAAGUGACCCUAAUGUUACUGGUGAAUCCGUAAAUGCAGUUUCGAGUUAUUAUACAGUUGAAUCGGGAAAUAUAACUCCAUUUGGACCUCAACAAACAAGUAGUACUUUAGUAGGGAAGGAACAAGAAGGCUCACCACAACCAGGAGGAAAGUCAUUAGAUGAGGGUACUCAAGUUUCAGAUUCACAGCUUGGUCAUUCAGUUGAAGCGGAUUCAGGUUCACAAGAAGCAAGUACACAAGAAACAGGUUCGCUAGAAGCAAAAGCACAAGAAACAAAUUCACCAGAAGCAAAUAAACUAGAAGCAGAUUCACCAGAAACAAGUUCAUCAAAUGCAAGUUCAUCGGAAACAAGUGCAACUGAGGAAAGUUCAUCAGAUGCAAGUUCAUCAGAAACAAGUCCAUCAAAUGCAAGUUCAUCAGAUGCAAGUUCAUCAGAAACAAGUUCAUCAAAUGCAAGUUUAUCAGAUGCAAGUUCAUCAGAAACAAGUACAUCAGAAGCAGGUUUACCAGAAGCAAGUUCAUCAAAAGCAGAACCAUCCGAAGCAAGUACACAAGAAAUAGGUCAAUUAGAAGCAAGUUCACCAGAAACAAGUACAUCACAAACAAGUUCAUCAAAUGCAAGUUCAUCAGAAACAAGUUCAUCAAAUACAAGUUCAUCAGAAACAAGUGCAACUGAGGAAAGUUCAUCGGAAACAAGUGCAACUGAGGAAAGUUCAUCAGAAACAAGUCCAUCAAAUGCAAGUUCAUCAGAAACAAGUUCAUCAAAUGCAAGUUUAUCAGAUGCAAGUUUAUCAGAUGCAAGUUCAUCAGAAACAAGUACAUCAGAAGCAGGUUUACCAGAAGCAAGUUCAUCAAAAGCAGAACCAUCCGAAGCAAGUACACAAGAAGUAGGUCAAUUAGAAGCAAGUUCACCAGAAACAAGUACAUCACAAACAAGUCCAUCAAAUGCAAGUUCAUCGGAAACAAGUGCAACUGAGGAAAGUUCAUCAAAUGCAAGUACAUCAGAAACAAGUGCAACUGAGGAAAGUACACCAAAAGCAAGUUCAUCAGAAACAAGCUCAUCAGAUGCAAGUACAUCAGAUGCAGGACCAUCCGAAACAAGUACACAAGAAGUAGGUCAAUUAGAAGCAGGUUUAACAGAAACAAGUACAUCAGAUGCAGGACCAUCCGAAACAAGUACACAAGAAGUAGAUCAAUUAGAAGCAGGUUUAACAGAAAAAAGUACAUCAGAUGCAGGACCAUCCGAAACAAGUACACAAGAAGUAGAUCAAUUAGAAGCAGGUUUAACAGAAACAAGUACAUCAGAACAAAGUUCAUCAGAAGAAAGUGCAGAAAAAGCAGAUUCACAAGAAGUAGAUUCAAAAGCAGGAAUAUCAUUACCCACAAAAGAUGAAAAAGGUACAGAUGGAGAACCACAAAAAGAUAAUGAAAAAAUUAUGUCAUUAGAACUAGGACCAUCAGAAGGAGAGAAACUAGCAUUUCAAACAGAUUUAGAAAAAGAACAAUUAGCACUUCAUAAAACUCAACAACAAGAAAGAUCUAUAUUAUCAACACCAGGAAAAAAAGAUAUAAAUACGGUGGAUUCAUCAGGUCCGAAAAUACAAACAGAUCACCAAGGACAACAAAAUGUAACAGAACCAAGUGAACCACAACCAGACGAAAAACAACCAUCAGCAGGAGGUCCAUUAUCAGAUCAUGUAUCUACAAAUGAGAACACUGGAUCUGAUAUACCAUCAGAAGGAUAUGAUCCAAAUAAUCGGUCUGAGCAAAAAGUGUAUUUGCCAAUAACAGAUCAAACAGAACAUCCUACCUCACCAACAUAUGGAAGAUCAUCAGAUACAUCUGAAGAAGAGAUCCCACUUGCAGAUGAAUCACUUGAGAGAACUGAAGAAACAGAAGAGGAUGACGAAGGUGUAAGGAAACUAGAAGACGCAGAUAAAGAAGAUGAAGUAGAUGACCAACAUGCAAAAAAAAUACAAUAUCAAAAAGGAGAUAAUUGGAAUACACAUGAAUCAAUAAAUUUACCCAGGGGAAAAAUCUAUAACACCCCAAAUGAAGAUGAAAGUGUUGUAGAGAAAAAUGAACGGAAACAAAGGGAACAAGGAAAGAAUGUAAUUGAAGAGGAAUACGUGCAAAAAUUAGUAGAAGAUUUACUACAAACGGGAGAAGAAGAAGAGGAGGAACAAGACGAACAAAAUUCACAUGGAAAAGAAGACAAAGUUGAAGGUAAAAUUGAAGAAAUGCUAAUAGAAAAAGACGAAAUUAUUCCUCCUUUUAACGAUACUACUUUUUACAAAUAUUUCUCCCCAGAAUAUGAAGAUGACAGUGAAAAUGAAAAAUUUGCUGACGAGCUAAUAAAAACAUUAGAUACUUCAAUUGAUGGUGAUACGUCAAUUGUUAAUAUUCUCGAAGACUUAGAAAAAGCUAUGUAUCAAUUUUUUCUACACAUAGAUACAUUCAAAAACGAACAUUUUGAUGAAUUCAUUUAUUGA